UUUCACUUCUCCUCCAGCAAAAGACAAUUGAUUCAAUUGCACUCUAACACAAUGAUCUGCAAUACUUGUCGCCGCGCAGCAAUGCGCUCUGCUCGUCUGCCUCUGCGCACGCUUGUCCGCGCUCCUACAACCAUCACCCGCAUUACAACACAAAUACCUACAUCAACGCCCCGAAGACUUCUCUCGACUUCUACCACUCGGUUCUCCGCUGCCGUUGAGGAAGAGCCCGAUCUGCCUUCCAUGAGCCCCGCCGAGUCUGCCAUCGCCGAGAUACUCUCCGAGAAGCUUCAACCCACUGAACUACUUGUCCAAGAUGUUUCGGGUGGUUGUGGAAGCAUGUACGCCAUCGAUAUCACAUCCCCUGCUUUCAAGGGUCAGACAAUCCUUAAGCAGCAGCGUAUGGUGAAUGCUGCUCUCGGCGAUCUUGUCAAGGGCUGGCACGGCGUUCAGAUCAGGACCAAGGUCCCUUCUGCUUAAGCGCAGUUAGGGUAUACAACGGCGAAAACUGGUGGAGGUACGGGAUGGGACGAUUGUACGACUAUUGAGAUUGCUAGAGUUCGGGACGACACGAAUGGGAAGAUAUACCGGUUCUAUAAUCGCGUAAGAUUUAGAUCAUGUUGCGGCUCAGCAGCGAAUGGAUCAAUUGAGCCUUUAAAUCGACAGGCUGCUGUAUAAUAGAGAAACAGAGGAACAAUGCAUGGGAACCACGGCCGAAAUCUCAGCUAUGGGGCAAAGCAUAAAAAUAUCAUUCAUCGUCAAAACACAUACCUGUCAGAUGCAGC
Molecule: messenger RNA, 782 nt
Organism: Fusarium oxysporum Fo47
Lineage: Eukaryota; Fungi; Ascomycota; Sordariomycetes; Hypocreales; Nectriaceae
Product: bola protein
Exons: 1
Coding region: 52-477 (141 amino acids)
Source: RefSeq, a predicted model, not a curated record